This is a messenger RNA of Scophthalmus maximus (turbot), 4024 nucleotides long. RefSeq names its product inflammation and lipid regulator with UBA-like and NBR1-like domains (gene ilrun). Lineage: Eukaryota; Metazoa; Chordata; Actinopteri; Pleuronectiformes; Scophthalmidae. Gene Ontology annotation, molecular function: ubiquitin binding. Bases 180 to 1031 code for a protein of 283 amino acids. The transcript is spliced from 5 exons. The record is from RefSeq and is a predicted model, not a curated record. Gene Ontology annotation, cellular component: phagophore assembly site. Gene Ontology annotation, biological process: macroautophagy.
UCCGCCGCCCCCUGCCUGCCCGUGCCAUGCGCACUGGCGGUUGUUGUUGUUGAGCUGGUUGUUAUGGCCGGACGAGGCCUCGGACUACACUGAGAGCUGGAACCCCCUCUUCCCCUCCCUCCCGGCGCCUGCCCGCACUGCCCCCCCCCCGCGUCUCCGCCACGGGACGCCCGCCACCCAUGGAGGGCACAGACAUGGACGUGGACGCGGAGCUCAUGCAGAAGUUCAGCUGCAUGGGCACCACGGACAAGGACGUCCUCAUCACGGAGUUCCAGAGGCUGUUGGGCUUCCAGCUCAACCCGGCCGGCUGCGCCUUCUUCCUGGACAUGACCAACUGGAACCUUCAGGCUGCUAUAGGUGCAUAUUAUGACUUUGAAAGUCCCAAUGUCAACACGCCAUCCAUGUCCUUCGUCGAAGAUGUGACAAUUGGGGAAGGAGAGUCUGUACCUCCAGAUACGCCGUUCACAAAGACCUGGAGGAUACAAAACACAGGGGCAGAGGCUUGGCCGCCCGGGGUCUGCCUCAAGUACAUAGGUGGGGAUCAGUUUGGACACGUAAACACGGUUAUGGUGAAGUCUCUAGACCCCCAGGAAAUAACAGACGUGAGUGUGCAGAUGCGAAGUCCCACAGCUCCUGGCAUGUACCAGGGUCAGUGGCGGAUGUGUACAGCCACCGGGUUAUUCUACGGAGAUGUAAUCUGGGUGAUCCUCAGCGUAGAAGUCGGUGGUCUCCUCGGUGUGACCCAGCAGCUGUCCUCCUUCGAGACGGAAUUCAACACCCAACCGCAGCGGAACGUGCAGGAAGACUUCAACCCCUUCGCCUCGCCGCAGAAGAACAAGCACGACGCCACCGACAACAGCUUCCGAGAUCCUGGCGGGGCCUGGGAACACACGCAGGAGCCAAUCCAGCAAGAUCAAAACGGACUGUCUCAUAAUGCUGUAAAUAGGGCCUCAAAUGGACUCCAAACCAAUCUUUCUGUUGUGACUUAUGGUCAGGGUAUUCACGGACCCUAUCCAUUUGGACAGAGCUAGAAGGACAGAAAUCCCCCCCCCCCCCUCCACGGUCGACGAUGAGCUGCACACCCUGGGAGUCAUUAAUGUAAAGGAGUUGGAGGAGGGGGUGGACAGUUGUUUUAUAUUGACUCAUGACAACCCUCUCCCCAGUCCGUGGCCCUUUCCACAGAAACACAAAGUACAGUGCGGUUCUGGAUUACACCUGCUACAGUGGAACAUCCCACCUGGAUUCGCAUGUGUGAAUGCUUCAUUUUAAGGCUAUAAACCCUUAAAAAAAUAGACACACACAACUUUCUUUUUUCCCCCCACUGUAAAACACAGCAAAUUAAAAGGGAAAAUCAGAAACAAACUAUCGGCGUACAAUUUGGUUUUCCCACGAGUCUCUUCAGGGUUCCUACACAGAUCUUAAAAUGUUUGGGGAAACAUUGAUGGGGAUCAUGGAUCAAUUUCGAGGCCUUUGUCUGACGUAGGUCUUUCAUGGAAAGUGUGAUGUUUUAUUUACCACACCAAGUGUUGGAUGAAUCAAUGCACUUUUGAUGAAUUCCUACUAAAAGUAUACACGUCUCUGUACCCUGAUAUGAUGAGCAUCAACCGGACUGUUGUGUUGUCGUGUCUCGAAGGAGUUGCUGCCUGAUCUUCUUUAUCCAGACUCACAAAAAAAUGUUCAAACAACUUGCGAUUUAGUCUAAAAAGAAAAAGACGAGAAAAUUACUUUCCAGAGAGAGAAAAGAAAACUGAGCUCAAUGUCAAACACUCUUUGCGGUCGUAUGCUCUCCCGUCACGUUUCAAGUAUUUUUGUAGUUGUUGUUAAUGGAAUUUAUGGCUGAGAGAACUAGAAGUUGCCACCAAUAUCCGACUUAGUAUUAUAUUCAGGACUUGAAAUCCUUUCUGACUAAACCUUGAAGUUUUGGACUCACUGACCCAUGUAAGAUAACACACAUGCACCGUUGGCUUCAGCCUGAAAGAAGUAUUUUUGUCUUUACAUGACAUUAAGCGUCUGUCACCCGGACGUUUCUCCAUUUGCCAUUUUUGAGGAGAACUUGCUAUCGAACCCCCCAAAAACAUCACACCAGUCCCAGCGUUUCCUGUGAUGCUUCCACAACAUGGGAAAUGUCGUCACAAAACAACUUUACACUAAAGGAGCACGUGUCAGUGUGGUGGUUAAAAGUAAAAUAGAAAUAUUCAUGCCGAUCGUAUCUGAGAGAAGCCACCGAUCACAUACAUGACACUGAAGACAUUUAAGAGAAACAGAAGAAAGGAAAGUAUGGACAGAUCCCUGUGUAGGAACCCCAUCUCCUCCAAAGACAAAAAGUCCAGAGACACUAAUCCGUGCUGUCGUCAGACGACACAGUCUGCUGCUCGGUUCAGACUGUAUGGGACAAUGUGUGUGUGGGUUGUUUUUUUGUGAUUUCUUUUUUUGUGAAGGGUGGGUUUUUCGCUUUAAAUAGAUGCUGAAGCGCAAAAAGGAUGCAAGUGAGUUUGAGCCUGUGAGUUGUGAGGAAGAGUUGAAAAAGCCAUCUAAAUCCAAUUUUGCCUGGUGAGUGACUGUGGUUCUGAAUCCACGUCUACAGUGUGUGUGCGGGAGUGUGCGUGCGUGCGAAUGGUUUCUCCUUGGAUUUAACUGACAAAAGAAAUGGUGUAUACUACUUGGGCAAAGGAUGACGUGUCUGUUCAAACACACACACACACACACAUGAAUAAUGAGAGAGCGCUUCGCUCGGCUGUGUACCUCCAUGAAAUGUUGUCGAGUGAUACUGCGUCGUUUGGAUAAACUGACUCACUAAUUGCCCCGAUGUUAUUUAUUUGCUUUCAUCAUUGUAGAUGCAAAAAAAAAAAAGAAGAAAAAAAAGUCCCAUUUACAACCAGCAGGUGGUGCUAAAAAAAGCAACUCAAAAGACCAACUUGUCUGUGAAAAUUCCUAUUCAUCCAGACCGUGGUUAUUCAAGACACGUUGAAUCAAAGGUCAAAUUUGACUUGGUUUUAGUUACGAGAUACAAGAAGUCCAAAGAGGUUGUUUUUUUUCUUUUCUGGCUGACUGGUGGGUGUUCAACCUCUUGUGGGGUCCUUGUCAAGGCCGUUGAUGUCACUUGGUCCGUUAGUGCUCGUGGCGGUUGUGACGACAGUCAUGAGAGUCACCUUAGAGAAGGGAUGAGGGGAGACCGCUGUAGGUGCGGGAUCAAGUGGUGGUGCGGACGUCCUCCUCCGUUGAGGGAUAGUUUUUUUUCCGCGACGACGCAGACGGCCUCCUUCACGUUCAACGCUCAAAAUACAUUCAAAGUGAGAGUCACUUUGCACUCGGCGAGUCUUAACAACCGCCACGAUAGACACAAACCCAGUGUAUCAGUGGCCUUGAUAAGGACUCCGGUCCGAGUCAGUCGGAACUGAAGAAAACCCGAAAAGGUGAAUCGUCUUUAAGCAUCUUACAGUACAACCAGGUCCAGUUCUCCCUUUGAUUUGACUCUUCUUGGACGGAUGACCAGCUUGACAUGCAGAGUACAUUGUGAAGAAAAAAAGGGGAUGAGCUGUACUUUUGUCGCAAGACAAUUUGAAUCUGAAAAUGAAAAGUUUUGCAUCAGCAUUAUUAGCACUGAUGUCCUGUUACUGCUAUUUGCACAGCGCUGUCCACCACUGCUAAUGAGGGUAAAAAUCAUUUGUUUCUUUUAUUAUUAUAUAUUUUUUUCUUAUUGUGUGGAUUCCUUUUCCAGAAAUGUUCAUUGGUUUGUUUGGUAAUCUUCUCGACCCAUAAUGCCUAUGCUCUUCACAGCUUUAAGUUUUGUUUUCAGAGUAUUAAACAUCAAGUUUUUCAUUAUUUAACAUCACUUUCAUCGCUGCACAAAUGUCUGAUCUUAUGAACUUAAGAUUGAUUGGCUUGUGUUUAUUUAGGUUUCGCACAUCUGAUGGUCACACCAGAAACUUUUACGUCAGCUUUGCUAUGUUCAUCAUGUCCUGAACAAUGGAUUUCAUCAUGCAUUUUGGCUUAAAAAAUAAAAUGGGAAAAGUUGUUGAUAGAA